Messenger RNA from Selaginella moellendorffii, 1315 nucleotides. RefSeq lists its product as uncharacterized. The record is from RefSeq and is a predicted model, not a curated record. The transcript has 2 exons. Lineage: Eukaryota; Viridiplantae; Streptophyta; Lycopodiopsida; Selaginellales; Selaginellaceae. The coding region runs from base 15 to 1187 and encodes 390 amino acids.
GAUUUUAGGUCCUGAUGGACGACACGGAAUGGGUGUGGCGUGUGUGCCGCGCGAUGGAGCCGCCACCCACCGAGCCUUGGCAAUUGGAGAAGGCGCUAGGGGCGCCACUGCUGGAGCGAUUGCCGGUAUCGUGGAAGCGAUUAGCGCAGCUAGAGGGUGUGUUUGGCCGUGACAAGGCGGCGGCGCUCUUUGCUUCGCCGGCGGAAUGCCAGGCCGAGGACGUCUCCACGGUUGCGUCACUUGUGCUGAAUCGCGGCUACCAGUCUCCUAGCUGGGAGGAUCUCCACAGCCUGUGCUUGACAGGAAUCUGGGAACUGUGCCUUCGGUAUCUGGAUCCAACAAUGGAGGAAGUUCUAGCUCCAGGCACAAACUCCGCGACCCUGGACGAAGCGGAGACAAAGUCUUGGCCGGACCUCCUCUUGUUUGCCAAGAAAAGGCUGGUUUUCAAGAGCGAGCACCGCGCUCGUCGUGAGGAGCUUGGAUCAGCGUGGUCGACCCUGGCAUACAGCCUAGGCAAUAUAAGUCCGUGCUUCCAUCGCGGCUUGGAUUGGACCCUUGGAGCAGCCACUGGUGCUAGAAUGCUCAGGUUUGGAGUGUUUUGGCCGGAUGGGGAUAUGGCCCUCUCGCCACUGCUCGACAUCGGCUACGUUUCUUCCAGGUAUGAAGCUAUCAAAAGCUCCAUAAAUCUCAUCAGGAUCGCGCUCUCGUGGCUAUCGGUCUUGGAGGAGUCCAACCACACGAUGCUUAUGCCAUACCAGGCCGUGGCAAGCCAUGUUUAUGGCAAUGGAAAGAUCACCAGGAAACUAGAGAUGGUAGACGGGAUUGCCAUCAAAACGAUCCAGCCAUGGAAGUUACACGAGCUACACGGAUACUCCAAGCUGGAAUACGUGGAGAGAGCUUACAGUGUGAAAUCCCGGCAUGUAGCUCGCUUGGACUGGCAACGUGAUAUAGUCCGGGACGACGUUUACAGGGUCCAGAGCAAGGUGUUUGGAUUCCCAGCACGUCCAACGCAGCAAGAACAGCUUGUGCAAGCAGUGAAGCAUACUUUGCUGGGACUGGAUGCUCUCCACGGACCUGUGCUUGGUUGGCUCUAUGUUGGAAGGGCUGGUGCUGGAUCGCCAGGGAUGGGAAUUCAAGAGCAAGCUCGAGAAAAAAGAGUAUGUUUCUGCGAAGGAUGCAUUGAGUGAUCCCUUUCUUUCUUGAAGUGUAGUCUUAAGAUCCUUUCCACUUUCUUUUCCAGUGUUCAGUGAAGCUAAACUGUAAGCUUGCCAACGGCAAGAAUGGUUUUUAUAAGAUAUAGUUUGCUGUGAACUUU